Messenger RNA from Zophobas morio, 3808 nucleotides. It is a transcript of the gene tous, whose product is annotated as cilia- and flagella-associated protein 57. The coding region runs from base 22 to 3741 and encodes 1239 amino acids. Gene Ontology annotation, molecular function: protein binding. The transcript is spliced from 9 exons. The record is from RefSeq and is a predicted model, not a curated record. Lineage: Eukaryota; Metazoa; Arthropoda; Insecta; Coleoptera; Tenebrionidae.
ACAAACCGCCCUCAGUCGAAAAUGUCUACUUCGCCGUUUUUGCAGCCCCGUCUUGUUUUGGGGUUGCGCACCGAUGUUAAGGGUAACGCUCAAUUCAUCACCGACGAGGACGUCAUCUUCCCCGUGGGAGCGGUUUUGAACGUCAACAACAUCAACCAGAAAAGGCAAAAAUACAUCAGACUCGCCGAGAAGGGCCGAAAUGUGACCGAAGUCGUCGUUAGCCCCAACAAGAAGCUGGUGGCUGUGGUGGAAAGCGGGGAGAAGCCCUUCGUGACGCUUUGGUGUCCUUUGACUUAUAAGAAGAAGCGGCAAAUCAAUUUGCCCGCUGAUAAGGAGAGCUGCGCUGAUAAAUUCACGGCAGUGGCGUUUACUUUCGAUUCGAAAUUUCUUAUGUGUGUGACGGGGGAGCCUGACUGGACCUUGUAUGCCUUCAAGUCUGAUAAAGGGAAGCUUGAGAGUACCGGGAAGGCGAAUAAUUUGGGGAAUACGGGAUAUGUGAGACAUAUUGCUUGCAACCCAAACGACGCCAAUCUGCUAUGCAUCGUCGGUGACGGACUAAUCAAAAUCAUGGCCUGUACUGACUAUUCCUGGCGGCAAUAUGGAUACAGCAAGGGCGAUCAAUGGAAUUUCACCUCAGCAAUUUGGUUGUCCCAAGAUCGACUCAUGGUUGGAACCAACGAGGGCAGACUCUUAAUUAUCGAAAGCGGAGAGUUAAAGUUUGUGUUUAACGCCGCUGAUCUGCCAAUGCUAGACCUCAAAGCCAAAGACGAGCUUCAACAGACUUCCCAGACUAGCUUAAAGGAUCUCAGCAUUUCGGAUCUCCGUCCAGGAGAAGACUACAGUAUUCGAUCCAUGAUACACUUCCCUCGUGGAUUCGCCUUUGGGUAUUUAAAUGGAACGGUCCAUUUAUACGAAAUGGAAACCCCACACAAGUACAUCAAGCGCAACGUUUUUAAAAUUCCUGAAGUCAUCCUCGAACGAGAACUCGAAGAAGAAGCAGAAGAAAACCAGACGAAGAUUAAUUGCAUAGCCAUCAACCCAUCACAAGGACGAAUAAUCGUUACUUGUAACGUAAGCCAGGUUUACCACGCCAUGUUAUGGAUGCAAGAUUCUUCGGCAACUGUUGCCGUGGAGAGUAUGUUUACCGAGUUAGGAUCGAGGUUGCACAAUGGACCCAUUGGUAGUAUGGCACUAUGUAGCUGGAAACCCAUCGUAUUAACCGCUGGUAAGUUGGAUCGCACUCUCAAGAUAUGGAACUACGAAUCAGAAGAGCUAGAUCUGGACCAGACAUUCCAGGACGAUCUUUACGGAGUCGAUCUUCAUCCCAGCGGUCUCUAUGCUAUAGUUGGUUUUUCGGACAAACUUCGCUUCCUUACCAUCAUGAUCGAAGAAUUUGAAACCACGCGAGAGUUUAACAUUAGGGUUUGCAAGCAGUGUGUUUUCAGCAAGUUGGGUCAUAUGUUUGCCGCUGCUAACGGCAACGUCAUCCAGGUUUAUUCUUCCGUAAAUUUCGAAAUGAUGUACAACCUCAAAGGGCACAAUGGAAAGAUCAACGGCAUAUCGUGGACCAACGACGACAGAAAAAUGGCUUCUUGUGGGAGCGAAGGGGCGAUUUAUGAAUGGGGCGUAUCAGAUCAGAAGAGGUUGUCGGAAGUUGUUAUGAAACAGUGUGAAUUUACCGGGGUUGCCAUUACUACAGACGGAAGAUCUAUUUAUGUGGUCGCCAACGAUGGACACAUUAGGGAGUUUAUGAAUGCCAACAUUAAUAGGGACGUGUUGCUGACACCCUCUGGUUUGGAUUCUAUGGUGUUGUCGAAGUUAGACCAGAUGUUGUUUGUCUCCGGGAAUGCUGGUAGUAUUUACAACGUCAAGUUGCCCCUUCUGGAGAAGGCUGAAUAUCAAGAGUACAGCGUCCAUGGAGAUACCGUCACACAUAUGUUGAUUGCUUUCGACGAUAAGUUUCUCUUCACUGGAUCUGCAGACGGAACUCUUGUGAUGUGGAAACUUUUGAACACUGAAGGCAAAGCAAUAAAAAUGGACAAGGAUUUCGAAACGUCUAAAGAUAUAUUGAUAUCGCGGCAAAUCCUGGAAGAACGAAUAGCGCAGACGAAUAAUCUACAGAUGAGACUGAAGGAACUUGAGUCGGAAUAUGCGUACCAGCUACGUCAAAACGACGUAGUCAACAGCUUAAGAAUGCAAGAGAUCCAUUCUGGUUAUUGCCAGGCUAUUGAAGAACUCAAGGAAAAGAACGAGCAACUUGAAAACGACCACGUCCAAGAAAUCCACAACAUAAAUCUAGACAUCAAGAAGAUGAAACUAGACCACGAAGAAUUCGUACGAGAACUGGAAGCCAAUUACAACGAAAAACUAAUCUACGAAUACGAAAAAUUCCUGAGACUGGAAGAAAAAAUGGAAAAAAUGCGACGCAACUUGGAGAAAGAAUUAGACGACCUAGCUGCUGCAAAAAAAGCAUCCGAGGAAAAAAUAACGAACGAGUUCUUGGAAAAACUGGAAGAGAAGCAAAUGCAAUUCGACGAGUUGGUUGAACAAACAGCUUCAAAAACUAAAGCCCACGAGUUGAUCAAGCAACAAAUCGAAGAAGAUGCAGACAGAGAGAUCUACGAAAUGCGAACAUUCCAUGCCAAAGAACUCAAAGAAGAGCAAGACUUGAACGUGAAAAUCCGAGGAGAGACAGCCAUCGUAAAGAAGAAGUUGAUUUCGUCGCAGAAAGAAAUAGACGACUUGAAAAGCAAAGUGUACAACCUGGACAACGAGCACACUAAGCUGAAGAAGUCGAUCAUCAACUUGGAAAAAGACAUCGUCGACUUGAAGAAAGAGAUCUCCGAAAGGGACGCAACGAUCCAGGAUAAGGAGAAGCGCAUCUUCGACUUGAAACGCAAAAACCAGGAGCUGGAGAAGUUUAAAUUUAUUCUCGAUUUCAAGAUUAAAGAGUUAAAGUCGCAGAUUGAGCCUCGUGAACGCAUGAUCCAGGAACAAACCGAGCAGAUUAAUGCUAUGGUUAAAGAGUUGGAGAAUUUGCAGAGGGUGAUUCUAAGUUUGGAUUUGCAACUGCAUGAGUUGAGGGAGAAAUUGUACGCUUCUGAUAUGGAGUUGAAGAAACAAGUGACGAGGAAUUAUGUGAUGAAUCGGGCGAUAAAGAAAAUCAAAACCGAUAUCUUUUUGGCUAGUGGGCAAGUUCAGAACGUCCCGGCGCUGAUUAAAAUCGUGAAGGAUAUGUACUUGAAGUACAACAUAGAUGAAGAUUUUGCGAUAACUCAGGCGGAAGAUACGGAAGUGAAGAGCGAGUUUAUGAGGCAGAGGGAGUUCUUGGAGAGGACUGUGACCAGUUUGCAAGUGCAAGUCAAUAAGAGUUCGUCUACUUUGAGUGCUGAUAAAGUCAAGCUGACUGAAGAGAAUGCUGUUCUUUUGGUGGAGACUAAUAUGUUGAGGAAGGAGUUGAAGGACGAACAGAAGAGGAAGGAGAAGUUGCAGUCGAUUUUGGGAGUGAAUCAGAAGUACUUACCGCCGAAGGUGGCAAUGGAGAGGGUACAGAAUGCUACAGCGACUAGAGAAGAGAUUAGGAAUCAAUACAAGAAGACCAUUGAAGAUCAAGAGAAAAAUGUGCAAGUUCUACGUGACGAAAAUGAUAGGCUUCUUACAAAGAUUUUAUUGGAGGCGUCUAACAACGAACCUCAAAUUGCAGCCGAGUAUUCGACUGUAAUAGAAGACAAGGUUGAAUGAGGAAUCCAACGUGCCUUUUAUUUUGUUGAAUAUUUAUUUAGACACCGUUUUAAAAUAUAUGAAAAUA